This is a messenger RNA of Camellia sinensis, 2459 nucleotides long. The record is from RefSeq and is a predicted model, not a curated record. Lineage: Eukaryota; Viridiplantae; Streptophyta; Magnoliopsida; Ericales; Theaceae.
GAAAAUCACAAAGUUCUUCUACCAUUUUAAGAUUUUAAUAUUUCGACUGCUGCAAGCAUUUUUUACAUUUACAAUUUAUGAAUCAGAUCUACGUAAUUUACAGAUUUUAUACUUUAUUGAAACUUUUACCAUCACACAAAUCAAUAAUGAAGUUUUGUCAAAUAUGCCAUAAAUGUAAUUAGCAACCUCUUAUUGAAAAAAAAAUUCUCAUUCAAUUUUUUCGCAAAUAUUUAUGUAUGAAAACUAUCCACAUGCUACUGGUCAUUAUUAAGCUUAUGUAAUUGAGACCCUAAAAUGAUUUUGUAAAAGAUUUCUAUAUUAGUUAUAGCAUAGAUAACGAUAGGUUCUGUUGAAUUGCUCAUCAUAUUUAAUGGCACAUAAAUUGAUAAAUUUAGAUUUUAGUGAAUUGCUUCCAUGUUAGUGGCACACAAAUUAAUAAUUUUAAAAUAAUCGACCACAUUUGUUUUUCAAGUCGUCAUGUAUGGAAUAAUUUGAGUUUAAUUGUUAUAGUUAAAUUACAUGCUCACCGAUACAGUUUUUUUAAAUGUAUUUGUUUUUCAACUGUACAGGCUUCAUGGCAUAUCUACCUGAUGAGGUCCCACUUUUUAGUCAUCCACAUCGGGCUGACAGUAUAUGGGAGGAUCCGGACGAGGCACACACCGUGGUGAAAUGCCGGCGGCGAGAUUCCGGCCUGUGGGAGCGUCCAUUGGACCAUAGAGUCUUGCAGUGUCUACUACGCGCAGGAUUCUAUGGUGUCUAUCGUAUAGGCCAUAUUAGACUGGACCACCCACUUAUCACUGCUCUCGUUGAGAGGUGGCGCACUGAGACUCAUACAUUUCAUUUCCCUACCGGGCAGGCCACCGUCACAUUGCAGGACGUAUCUGUCUUAUAUGGUCUACGGAUUGAUGGGCGAGCAGUUACUGGACCUGACCCACCAUUGACGAGGGACCAGUGGAUAGCCCUAUGUGCUGAGCUAUUGGGAGUAGCACCUACACCUGCAGACUUACAGGCAGGUAGAGUGAGGGUGAGGUGGCUGUCCGAGCAGUUUCAGGGCCAUCUUCCAGAUCAUGCUCCAGAUGAGUUAGUACAGCAGUAUGCCCGAGCAUAUAUUUUGUGGCUUAUUGGAGGGGUACUUCUCUUUGAUAAGUCACAGAACCUGCUCAAGCUGAUGUACUUGCCACUGUUUAGAGACAUUGACGUGAUCGGCCAGUACAGCUGGGGCGCCGUGGCUUUGGCAUGCUUGUACAGGAUGCUAUGUCGAGCAGCUCAGAUUUGGGCGUGGGAGAGAUUGAUUCGCAUUGCCCCGUCUAGGCGGCAACUGGUUACUCCUGGUGAGGUUCCCAUCGGCCAGGGAGACAUGCAGUUGCUACCUGGACCUCGAGGUAGCCGGUGGAGGGUUGACAUGGGCCACGAGGUCGUAUCGACCCACGUAGUCGUUGUGUAUAGAGACCAGCUUGACCGGAUGAUAGAGGACGAGGUGGUUCGAGCUGGGAGAUCAUAUCACUUGGCUGAGGACACCCUUUUCAGACGUGAUGGACAGGAUGCGAUGCAGGCCCUUGCAGAGAUCCGAGAGUUAUUGUACGAGGGGAUCCAGCAUGCCCAUCGGGUAGAUCGUUUACAUUUUGGCCACUACGGUGUACAUAGUGUAGCAGCUGCUCCAGACACAUCAGUCCCGUCCACGUCAGUGCCUUCCACUUCAGCGCCAAACACAGCAGGUCUUUCGACUUCAGUCACCCCACCGCAUUAUACCCCAUACAUUUCUCCAUAUUUCCCACACGUACAUCCUACCCAGCAUGCUGACCUUGAUUGGACACCGCCCCGAUACAUGCAUGACGUUGUUACCCCACCCACCCAGUUACCACCUGCUUUUCUGGGGACUACUUCGACCGCGCCCAUGAGUACACAUGAUGCAGUUCUCACUGACAUCUCCUGCGUUGAGGAUGAGGCCCAUAUUGAGCCCCCCCAGAGCGCGAGGGAGAGACCGAGGUUAUGGUCGUGGCGGACGUCGCGGCCGAGGUCAGGGUGCGGGCAGAGGCAGAGGUCGAGGUCCGAUUGCAGAUCGUGAUACAGUUGCACCAGAUGAGGGAGUUUCACAGCUCACAGCAGUAUCCGAUCUUCAGGCAGAGACAUGAUCAGGGGCAGCACAUGCAGGAGAGGGGGGGUCACACUCACAGGCUCCACAGGCAGUCAGUGGAGGACCACAUGCAGGGGAGGGAGUUCCAGAUAUUCAGAGAGUCUACCGCAGGAGACCGAGGAGGGAGGUCCACGGUCGGGGUUGUGGGACUGGGGGCAGGUUAGGGCAUUAGCGGGUAUGAUAUGGACUGUAUAGUUCUUUUUAUUUGUAGUAAUUGUUAUAGUUUUUGUAAAUCAAACUUGUACAGAUGAUGUAAAUGUGUCAUACUUAUUUAUUCGAAAUUAUAAUUUAACAAUUUUUUAUUCUUACUUAUUUUGACGAAUCA